AUGCAGAUGCUAGAUCUUGAAUACUUUAACAACAGUACCCCUCGUUUUUGGGAUUUCCUAUCUUACAAGGAACACGUCAUAGCUGGGGCAGUACGUCCACCUCGAAAUAAGAAAAUAAGAGCAAAGUAUGUAACAGCCAUCAAGGAUAUUGGAAAGCUUUCGUGUGUCAAUAGCGAAACAAAAGAUUACUUGGAAUCUUUAAUCAAACCUGAAGAACCAGAGAGUGAUAAAAAAGAAACUCAAGUAAUCAAUCAAUACAUCAACUAUGGAAGUGUUGGAAAGCAAGGCUCCAGUCAAUCUGACAAGAUUAGCAUAAAUAUUGAUAGCAAAAACAAAAAGAGAAAACAUGUAGACGAUGCCAAUCUUUCUGAAAAAACUGCAACAAGUAUCGGGACUCAAUCCUCAUUUACCACAGAUGAAACUACAUCAUAUAAGCCAAGCGAAUCGUCAAUCAACUAUGGUGAAGCACUCAAAACCAGCAAGUAUACCUUGACUUUAAAUGAACUAGGCAUGGCAUAA
Molecule: messenger RNA, 519 nt
Organism: Gilbertella persicaria
Lineage: Eukaryota; Fungi; Mucoromycota; Mucoromycetes; Mucorales; Choanephoraceae
Exons: 3
Coding region: 1-519 (172 amino acids)
Source: RefSeq, a predicted model, not a curated record